AUGGCCAAUUCAACAAAAUGCUUCAAAAUAAUAAUUUUGCUCAUAAUGAUUACUACAAUUUUUAUCGAACCAAUUUACACGUCUUCAAUUAUAAACGAUCUUAACAAAAGACAAUAUCCUAGUUCACAAGAAUCAAAGGUACCAGAGACCUCACAAGUACAAACAGAAACUAUAAAACCACCAGAUACUUCGGUGUCAUCACAAGUUCCUGAUGCCUCGCCUACUCCAGUAACCCCAGUAACCCCAGUAACUUCGCAAACUACAGAUAAUCCAAUUACAACAACAACUCCGAUUGACACCAGCACGCCUGUUCCAAAUACUACCAACCCUUUAACAUCUGUGUCAACUACUCCAGUGGAUUCAACUAUACCAUCAUCGCCAAAAACAACUGUGAGUAAUAGUAAUACCGCCACUAUAUCAAAUACUACCAUCACAGGAAACACUACAACAUUAUCGACUACAACAGUAACUCAAGAACCCAUCACAACACCAACUCAAACAGUAAUAACACAAAAUGGAAAAAGUGAAACAAUUACAAAGUUUACAACAACUCUGACAACUAUGACAGAGACAAUACCUGGCUAUACGACAAUCACAAGUACGACAGGAACAAACGGUGAACUGACAACUUUUGCAACUUAUAUACCACCAAGUACUGUGGUGGUCGUUAAGAAGACAAUUGCGCCAGCUAACCAAGAAUCUAAGAAUAAUAAUAGUAAUUCUUUAAAGCCGACAUUGGAAUAUAACAUUAUCACCAAAAUGGACAAAAGGUCGUUUGAAUUAAAUGCUAGAGAUUUUCGAUGUAGUCAAGAAAAGGAAAUUGAGUCCUUUUCUUCUCAAUUUUAUCCUAUGGUUUAUCCAAUAUAUCAACCACCAGUUAAUCCCUCCUAUCCACAAAAUAAUCACCCAAUCAAUUUUUCAUUGCUCUCACCAACAAAACCAAUUAAUUCACAACCAAGAGACAUACCAUCAAUAAAUGACCUUUUAGAAAAAUUAGAUCAAAAGUAUAGAGAUGAUUUGUUUACUCAAUUUUUGGACAGUUUUAUCAAUGAAUCAAUUGAUGUUUUGGAUAUUUUAACAUAG
Molecule: messenger RNA, 1083 nt
Organism: Entrophospora sp. SA101
Lineage: Eukaryota; Fungi; Glomeromycota; Glomeromycetes; Entrophosporales; Entrophosporaceae
Source: the annotation of a GenBank genome assembly